AUGACUCCUAAGUUUGAUCGUGUUGUGGCUGCAAUUAAGGAGUCCAAAGAUUUAUCAAAAUUUUCAUUUGAUGAAUUGAUGGGUUCUUUACAAGCCCAUGAGGCAAGGAUAAGCAGGUCAGCACAAAAGCAGGUUGAAAAAUCAUUUCAAUCUAAGGUGGAGGCACCAAAUUCAAGAGAUCACAAAGAGGAACCAACCAGAAGAGGACGGGGCAGAGGUGCAUUUCGUGGAAUAGUCGAGGUCGAGACCGAAACAAAGGCUUUGAACAAAGACACUUCAGUGAGCAAAGAUGCAAUAGAAGCAACAAACAAUGUAAUAACUUCAAGAAGUACGGGCAUGUGCAAGCACAUUGCUAAUAGCGUUUGCUCCAAAUAUAUGUCAGGUAUGAAAUCAAUCUUCAAUGAAAUUGAUGAGACACUAAAAUCGACUGUUAGGCUUGGUGAUAACAACGGUCUUCAAGCUGAAGGAAAAGGAACAGUAGCAAUAAGAAACAUUUGUGGUAAAGUAAAACUUCUUGAUGAUGUUCAAUUUGUUCCUCGUUCAGCUCAUAAUUUACUGAAUGUCGAGAAACUCUUGGCUAAUGGAUACUCACUUUUGUUUGAUGAUAGAGCGGAAAUUAUUGCACCCUACACACCAGAGCAAAAUGGUGUAGCUGUACGUAAAAAUUGUACCGUUGUAGAGAUGGCAAGAAGUUUGCUAAAAGGUAAAGGACUUCCAAAAUCAAUACUGGGCAAAAGCAGUUGCAACCUCAGUGUAUCUACUGAAUGUAUCGCCUACAAAGGCUGUGAUGAAUCAAAUGCCAUAUGA
This is a messenger RNA of Solanum lycopersicum (tomato), 807 nucleotides long. NCBI's taxonomy places the organism in Eukaryota, Viridiplantae, Streptophyta, Magnoliopsida, Solanales, Solanaceae. The record is from RefSeq and is a predicted model, not a curated record.